AAUUAGAAAAAUCAUGGCUACUGCCACUGGUCUCUUCUUCCUUACAACCUCUGCCUUUUCUGUUACCUCUAAACGGCCCUCUGUUUCUCUUUUUGUCAAUAAAGUUCACUCUUUUCGACUCAGAGCAGCAAAUAUAGAAGGAAGUGAAAUUGAAGGAAAAGAGGAAGUGGGUAUCAGUGAAAAGAAGAAAAUAUUUGUUGCUGGUGCGACUGGGAACACUGGGAAGAGGAUUGUUGAACAGCUUCUGGCAAAGGGUUUUGCUGUUAAGGCUGGGGUUCUUGAUGUUGACAAGGCUAAAUCAACCUUACCGGGUCAAAACCCUGAUCUUCAAAUUGUGAAAGCGGAUGUCACAGAGGGAUCAGCAAGACUAGCUGAUGCCAUUGGGAAUGAUUCAGAUGCAGUAAUAUGUGCUACAGGAUUUCGGCGUUCACUGGAUUUUUUGGCUCCAUGGAAGGUUGAUAACUUUGGCACAAUAAACCUUGUUGAAGCAUGCCGAACACUUGGUGUUAAAAGAUUCCUCCUUGUUAGUUCCAUUCUGGUCAAUGGAGCUGCAAUGGGCCAGUUGUUCAAUCCAGCAUAUGUAUUUCUCAAUGUUCUUGGACUGACAUUGAUAGCAAAGCUCCAAGCAGAGCAAUAUAUUCGGAGAUCUGGCAUCAAUUACACAAUAAUAAGGCCUGGUGGGCUAAAAAACGAUCCACCUCAAGGAAACAUUGUAAUGGAACAAGAGGAUACCCUUUACGAAGGCUCAAUAUCUAGAGAUCAGGUAGCUGAAGUAGCAGUUGAGGCAUUACUCCAUCCAGAAUCUCAUUACAAAGUCGUGGAGAUAGUAGCUCGUACUGAAGCCCCUAAACGUUCAUUCAAGGAACUAUUUGGUUCCAUUAAACAGCAGUAGCUUGUCAAGAUGAUGUUUUCUGUCAAUGUUUAUACACAUGAUUUAUAAAUAUAGUUACUCAAAGACCACAAUGCAACAAAUUUAUAUUGCAACAUCCUUCUCUGCAAUCUUGUAACAAUGGAAGUGAAUGAUUAAAAGAGAGCUUAUUGGCCCCUUUUUU
Solanum verrucosum is the source of this 1052-nucleotide messenger RNA. RefSeq lists its product as uncharacterized. Bases 14 to 892 code for a protein of 292 amino acids. The transcript has 5 exons. The record is from RefSeq and is a predicted model, not a curated record. Lineage: Eukaryota; Viridiplantae; Streptophyta; Magnoliopsida; Solanales; Solanaceae.